Molecule: messenger RNA, 2032 nt
Organism: Bufo gargarizans (Asiatic toad)
Lineage: Eukaryota; Metazoa; Chordata; Amphibia; Anura; Bufonidae
Product: gastrula zinc finger protein XlCGF8.2DB-like
Exons: 2
Coding region: 229-1320 (363 amino acids)
Biological process (GO): regulation of transcription by RNA polymerase II
Cellular component (GO): nucleus
Molecular function (GO): RNA polymerase II cis-regulatory region sequence-specific DNA binding; DNA-binding transcription factor activity, RNA polymerase II-specific
Source: RefSeq, a predicted model, not a curated record
GAAAAUUCCAGGAACCUGAGGGAAAGAGGAAGUUCUGCUGGAAACGUCCUGUAAAGAGGCUCUGAUGUCCGGACAGCGGGAGGGAGAGCCCCGGCAUGAGGAGCAGGUGACUGUACCAGGAACUUGGAGAGACAUCUGAUAUCUUCAGAUUAUAAUCCAGGUGUCACAUCAGAUACAUACAAAGACCUUGACAUUAUCCCAGAUGUACCCUCAGGGCUUCACAGCAAAAUGUCAUCUGAUUCAUCACAGACUAGAAUGCAGAAGCAAAGUCACCGAAGGAGUGGGGGAGUCCAAAGAGCUCUAAAAGGGAAGACACUGUUUUCCUGUUCUAAAAGUGGCAAAUGUUUUACAAAAAAAUCAAAUCCGGAAAAAUAUCAGAUUAUUCACACAGGGGAGAAGCCAUAUUCAUGUUCAGAAUGUGGUAAAUGUUUUGCUCAGAAAUCAAAUCUUGAGAGACAUCAGAGGAUUCACACAGGGGAGAAACCAUAUUCAUGUUCGGAAUGUGAGAAAUGUUUUAAUCAGGAGCAUCAUCUUGUUGAGCACUUAAAAACUCACACAGGGGAGAAGCCAUUUUCAUGCCAAGAAUGUGGGAAAUGUUUUACCCAGAAAGCACAUGUUGUUGAACAUCUGAAAUCUCACACAGGGGAGAAACCAUUUUCAUGUCCAGAAUGUGGGAAAUGUUUUGCUCAUAAAACAGCUCUUUUUCAACAUCAGAGAAUUCACACAGAAGAAAAGCCAUAUUCAUGUUCAGAAUGUGGGAAAUGUUUUGCUCAGAAAUCAAUUCUUAUUCAACAUGAAAAACAACACACAGGGGAGAAGCCUUAUUCAUGUGCAGAAUGUGGAAAAUGUUUUGCUGUGAAAUCAGUUCUUCUUCAACAUGAGAAGCAUCACACAGGGGAGAAGCCAUUUGUAUGUUCAGAAUGUGGAAAAUGUUUUACUAGAAAAUUAGGUCUCCUUCUACAUGAAAGAAUUCACACAGGAGAGAAGCCGUAUUCAUGUUCAGAAUGUGGGAAAUGUUUUACUCAGAAAUCAAAUCUUCAGAGUCAUCAGAAAGUUCACACAAAGGAGAAGCCGUAUUCAUGUUCAGAAUGUGAGAAAUGUUUUACUCAGAAAUUACACCUUCAGAGACAUCAGAUAAUUCACACAGGAGAGAAGCCGUAUUCAUGUUCAGAAUGUGGAAAGUCUUUUACUCAGAAAUUACAUCUUCAGAGCCACCAGAGAAUUCACACAGGGGAGAAGCCGUAUUCAUGUUCAGAAUGUGGGAAAUGUUUUACUCAGAAAUCAAGUCUUGAGCGCCAUCAGAUGAUUCACACAGAGUAGAAGCGAUAUUCAUGUUCAGAAUGUAAGGAUGUUUUAAUUAGGAAUAUAAUUUUGAAAUCCAUAAAAAAAUUCACACAGGGGAGAAACCAUAUUUAUGUUCAGAAUGUGGAAAAUAUUUUGCUAAAAAAAUUAAUAAUAAUCAGGUCUUCAUCAACAUCAAAGACUUCACACACGGGUGAAGCAAUUUUAACUUCUUCCCCAUAUCUGCCAUACAUGUACAGCAGAGAAGUUGCCAAAUAUUUAAAAGGGUUUUCUGAUUACACAAAAAAUAUAUUAAAAACGCCAUUAUUGAACCUUACUGUAUUAUAUAAGCCAGAUGAUGAAGUUCUGAGUGCCUUUUGACUCCUCCAGUAUAAUUGCGAUCUGUGACCCGCACCCUGUGUUUACACCCCAGCAUAAUACUCACUGGGAGUGUCUGUAGCAUCAGGUCUCCCUCUCCUUCCCCUCCCGACUGGAACAUUACAGAUCUAAGCAGGGUUAGCAGCCUCAUUAAUAUUCACUUCAGUGCAGUGAAUAAUAAUUAAGCUGUGUCUGAUAUGGGUUGGGGUGGGGCCUUCUUCCAGAACAUAUAGGUACAUCUCAAUAAAUUAGAUUAUAAUCUUAAAGUUAGUUUAAGUAAUUAAUUUCAAAAAGUGAAGCUCAUAUGUUCAUAGAUUCAUUACACACAGUGAUCUACACUCACCUAGAGAAUUAUUAGGAACACCAUACUAAU